Molecule: messenger RNA, 5318 nt
Organism: Ostrea edulis (European flat oyster)
Lineage: Eukaryota; Metazoa; Mollusca; Bivalvia; Ostreida; Ostreidae
Product: membrane progestin receptor gamma-B-like
Exons: 2
Coding region: 326-1336 (336 amino acids)
Cellular component (GO): membrane
Molecular function (GO): signaling receptor activity
Source: RefSeq, a predicted model, not a curated record
GAUUGGAGUGAUGAAUUAUGAGAAAAAUAUAAUAUGGUUUCUUAGGGGGGAAAAGACACAAGAAAACCACUACAGCUCAAGUUUCAGAAACUUUUUAAAACUUAUAAGUUUAUCUAAUAUUUUUUCAUGUUUUCUAUAUCUUUACUGAAAUUAAACUGCCCUAAUGGCUUGACGGCUUCAUCGUGUAAAGAUUACAAGUAUUUUGCGGGGUUUAGACUAUUGUAAAUGGAACAGGAAGCUUAGCUUGCUAAGGAAACCCACGCUGUGUUUUGGCGUGAGUUUUUCCUUAAAAUGGGCACAAUUUUAAAAUAUUCCAGUUGAUUAAAUGUCACACUCUGGCAGGGAGAAGUUGACCAGGAUGGCGUCCAGAGGGCUGUCUGGGCCCACAUACAAUAUCCAUCAGGUGCCAGAGCACUUCCACGAGCACUUCAUCAUCAGUGGUUAUCGGCACCCUAAGAGCACGCCCCUCCAAUGCCUACUUAGUGUGUUUGAUGCCACCAAUGAAACCUUCAACUUCUGGACACAUUUUUUGCCGUCCUGUUACUUCUUCUGGGUUUUACGUAACCUUUCAGACACUCUCGAUUUCAAGCAUGACAGCUACACAUGGCCACUGCUGGGAUAUAUGUUCGUGUGCAUCAUCUUCCCAUUAGCUAGUGCCACAGCUCACACUUUCAACACAAUGUCCACCUUGGCCCGACACAUCUGCUUCUUUAUGGAUUAUGGUGCCUUGAGUAUUUUCAGUCUAGGUGUGGCCAUUGCCUAUAGGGCAUAUUGUUUUCCAUCGGAUCUGAAAGACACCUGGUUUGGCCAACAUUAUUCAGACAUAGCCUUGGUCAAUAGCAUAAUAUGCACCAUAGUUUCCUGCCAAACCCGGUUUAUGCCAACAAGUUCCCUCAGAAAAGUCCUCCGUUUAGGUGCCUUUGCUUGGCCAUAUUGCUACGACAGUAUUCCUAUAGUAUAUCGUCUGCUGCUGUGUAGCCCCGAGGAUUGCUCGCUUCAGUCACAGUUUAUACAUGCACGUCAAUUCAUAUUUGCUCUUCUUGCAGCUUUUUUGUAUGCUACCCAUCUACCGGAGAGGCUUCACCCCGGUCGCUUCGACAUUAUAGGACAUAGUCAUCAGCUGUUUCAUGUGUGCUCCAUUCUAGGAACUAUGGACCAAAUGCAGGCCAUUCUGUAUGACAUGAGAGCCCGUGGGCCUCUCCUUCGAGGGAGAGACUGGGAAUUCAGCUGUGCUUGGAGCACAAUCGGAGUAAUAUUGUCAGUCAUGACAGUUAACUCCCUCAUCAUCUUAUUGUUUUCUCUUAAGUUAAAGUUUUAUCACAACAAAGUCAAGUAGAUAUUUGUUCAUAUUUUUUUGAAAGGUUUUCUGUUACCCAAUAGGUAAACAAAUUUGAUAUGCAAGUUCCAACUUUUAACCUCAUUGUUGUGGAGUAAUCAACCAAAUUAAAUGAGUAUUUCUUUUCAAAUAUAAAUUCCUAUGGAAUAACCAAGGAACAAUAGUUUUUAUAAAAAUUUAGUAAAUUGCAACUAUUCAGCAAUGACAGUAUCUAAAUCUAUACCAUUGCUAUUAUACAGUCAACAAAUGGUGCGAAGGCAAUAAGGCAUUUUGUUUGCCCCAAGGAAAAACUGCAGCACAAGUGCUGUUAAAUGUACUUGGGCAACAAAAGUUCUUAUCAAGGGGCUGAUAAGAUAUUGCCUGGACAUAUAUCAGUUAAAGCUUAGUUAGACUCAUUGUAAACAACAAUAAUAAUUUAUAAUAAUAAUCAAUAAGUGCAAAUUUCAACAAUAUUCUGUUUAACAUGAAAAGAUACAUGUAUAUAAGUGCUUUAUUGUUUUAUAUAUUCAUUGUAUUAUAUACUUCAUGCUGAGUGUCUGUUAACCUACGAAUGUGCAUAAAUUUUUGUCAUUCUUAUGAAUUCCACAAAAGAAGAGAACCAAUAGAUAGUCGAAACAUACAUUUCAAAAUGCAACUCUUGAGGAACUUCAUCUGGAGAUUUUAGAUUUUUAGAAAUAUUUUACUGUAAAUAAUCAAGUGAGAAAAACGAACGAAAGUGGACCAUUUACAUUAAUGUUAAGUAUUGUACACCACAGAUUUUUCAUUAUCUACAUUCCAGUAUUCUUUAUACCGGUACAACACACAAUUGUACAUUUUUCAUGCAUUCAAAUAAUACAUUAUCAAACUUCAGAAUUUAGGAACCUGGUAUGAUUUUUAAGCAGCCAUUUAUCAGUAUAUAUGAAUUUCGUUAAAAAUUUUUUAAUGUAUAUAUAUAUAUAUAUAUAUAUAUAUAUAUAUAUAUAUAUAUAUAUAUAUCAACAUAUGGACAGCGUGUUUAAGUUGUUUAAUUAUCUUUAAUUUACAAUUUGGAUAUUCUGCAUGCAAAUUGUUGACGAGAAAAAAGUGCUUCUUUACUUUUAAUAUUGACCAGUCUGAUUAAAACCAGCCCCCCUUCUCCUAUCAUGAUCAGUAGAAGAAAGGGGGCUGGUUUUAAUCAGACUGGAUAGUGACCAACCAUUGCUAUGUUAGUGCUAAAAUGAACUGUGAUAUAAUAUUGGGGUGGAUGAAAUUUUCCCUGUCUUUGACUUGUAAACAAUUAUUUACUUAUAUACAAUAUAAGUAAGAAAUGCAUUGAAUUUAAACAUGACAAAGGAAUUUCUUUAAUGCUAUGUAUUUCUACAGGACCUAUUUGUGGGAUUUUUUUUUUUUUUUUACGAAUCACAUGACACUGUUGUUCACAUUUUUUACCAUUGUUUACAAAAUCAGGUAAUUUUGAUUUGACUUAAUUUUGAUUUAGAGGUAUUUUUCAACAUUUUAAAAUUCAAAACUGUUUAUUCCUGAUUGCAUAAUAACAUGUACAGUAAAACAAGCUUACAGUGAACACGCUUAUAAUGGAUUCGUGCUUACAGUAAAACAAGGUUACAGCGAACACGCUUAUAAUGGAUUCGUGCUUACAAAGAGGUGAUUUUCAUUCCCUGAAGUUUUAAAACAAAUUAUGAACUUAUUGGAAAUAACAAAUUACGUUUAUGACAAAUUAAAAUUCUUUGUCCCUAGCACUUCGCUAUAAACGUGUUGUACUGUUUAUGUACACGUAUUAAGUUGUAGCAAAUUUAUGAUAAUUUGAAAACAGCUGAGAAAUGAAGAUCUUUAUGCCUACUGCUAUUUGGCAAUUUGAUGGGCAUUUUUUGACUAAUAAUCAGCUGAUGUUUGAAUUUUUGGGAACACCGGGGUAUCUUUGUUCACCGCUAUGAGAACAUGCUUUAGUUCAACAUGAUUCUGAUUUUGUUUUUAUGAAUUGGAUUGUGAAGGACUGAGAAACUCUGUAUCUUUUUACUUAUAUGAGUUCAAGCAUUUUAUUGUAUACAUUAUGUUCUUGUAUUGCAAAUCUUUACAUGUAUUGCAAGUCUGUUAACACUAUGUUAUCAUUCGUUCAUAUUCGUGUUCAGCCGUUGAGGAUAUUUUUGUAACCAGAUAUUCUUUCUUUUACUAAGGAUAGUCACACAAAAUUAUUUUUUGAUGCUAGUGUGUUGUAAUAUUAUAGAAGCUUAUUGUAAUACUUUCUGUAUUGCUGCAAUAUAUUGUAUUGAAAACUUGUUUAUGAUGAAUACCUGUUUACGAUGAACACCUAUUUACGAGGGCCACACUUCCAUUCGGCCUCAUUUUGUAAACAGUUCCUAUUAAAUGCUCGAUAUUGUACAUAUAUUGUAACUAUUUUAGAAAAUAUCAAGAUUAAUGACCACACAAAACACAUGUAUAUUCAAUUUUGGGGGUAUUAUGUGAAUGUGUGAAAAUUUGCAUAGGUGGGACACUGCAUAUGUAAGAUUAUCAUGGGUACCAAAUUAGGUUAACAUCAUAUACCCCCCCCCCCCCUUCCCCUCCUGAUAUUUACAUUUUAAAACCAUCUCUUCCUCAUAUACCAGCUUAAUGACAUCAACCUAAUUUAAAUACUAGCCACACCUUCUGAUGUCAGGACUAAUCAGAUUUGGCGUUCAGAGUAAGAACAUUGGUGCAAUCAGGACUGUCCAGGUAUAUUCGAUACUGGUUACUUUUGACCAACAUCGGAAAUUUGAUAAAUGAAAUAUAGAAGAGAUUGCUGUCUCUUUCCCUGUUUUAUUUAUCGGUACAUUUCCCGUGUGCUUUAGCGAAAUGCAAUACCAAAAUAUGUAGCACAAUAAAGUAUUGGUGCUUAGAUUGUAGAGGGACUCCCAUGUUUUGUUUCUGACGGUCAGCUUGACUGCAGAAGAGAAUAUAUUUUCAUAUAGAUUACCUUUACUUAUUUUUGCAAAGAGUUUUUAAGAUCAAGCUUUGAAAGACUUUUAAAAGUGGCUUAUUUUGAUUAUGUAUGUCCCGUAUGUGUGCCAACACAAUGUACUUGUGAGUCUUUUGUUCUGAUCAUAAAAGUUCUUUCAAAAAUCAUUUUUUAUUUACCUAUUUAAAAUAUCAAAUGGAUGUCCAUUCAUGUAUACAGACAGUCUAUAGUCUGGUGUGAUUUGUCUACAAGUAUGAACAGUUUUAUAAGUAUACUAUCAUUUAUUCCAUCUAAUUAAAAUCAGAUCCCUAAAGAAGAUCUGAUUUUAAUUAGAUUGUCAUUUAUUUAUUUUAAAAAUUUGGAAAUAUUUGUUUAAUAUCUGAUAUAUAUAGGUUGAUAGAACAUUUUUACUACCUAUACACUUUUAGCAAAUUUUAGAUAAAUCGUAAUUCAUUUAGAGCAAUACACAAAAUCUUCUUAGAUUGUUUACCAUAUGGUGUUAGCGUGUACAUGUGUUUUCUGUAAAAGUACAGUUUAUCUGAACAAUUUACCAUAAUAUGAUGCAAACUUUCAAGUUAAUUCAAAUUAUCUAUCAACAGUCAGAGUUAUGUCCCUUGACUUCCAGUUUGCUGUUGAAACUUCCUUUCUUCACAUUACCAAGUUCCUCAACUUCCUACUGAAUUUACAAAUCAAUUUCAAGCUUCUGUAUUAAUCUUUUGGUUGCCUUAUUUCUGGGCACAUUGCCCAACUGAAAACUGUAUCUAGAUUUUUAAAAAUUACCAAUACAUCCUGUUCAUUUAGAGAUGCCAAAAUGUAAACGAUUGGAUUCACGAGAUGGUGGUCAGAGGACAUAACUUUUGUGAAUAAUUUUGAGUGUCGUUUGGCGUACGAGGAAGUACGACUGUCGUUGAGUUGAAUGCUGUUAUUGUACUGUGUCGCACACAAUUCUUGCUGUAAUGUGCAAUUGAUCUAGAACCUUUUUCGCUUUGUUUCUUGUUAUCAAAAUAUUACGUUGUAGUUUUAUUUGUUACACUCUGCAAUUAUUGUAAUAAAAUUUGUACUUGUUAAUCUUCA